GCGGGACCGCGGGAACGUCAGUACUAGUUGGCCGUUUGAGGUGGUGGCAGGCUAGACGCUCCUCCCUCACUCACUCACUGACACACUGCCCCAGCACCUCAUCCUCCAGGGGUCCAGAGGCUCACUGUGUCUCUCCACGCCCCACGAGGACCUCACGUCUUGCCCCGCCUAAGUCCCGGUGUUGUGUCUCUGAUGCGUAAUUUGCGUAUAAUCCUUUGAGUCGUAAGUACGCAAAACAUCAACCGUCAGAAGAUAAACUAUUCCCAAAGGCGUGUACUGUACUGUCCCCUGUCACUUAGCCAGACAAGGGUGUACCUGUGGCUCUGGUAGGGAACCAAGGGGACCUGGUGCGUGGUUCUUCCUUAAGUCUGUGAACCACAUAAGGGAACGGGCUAUCGCGGAGAAGAAUUGCCUGGUAGAGACUGAGGCCGUCUCCCCGUUAGUGACUGUACUGUGUCGUCCACAGCCUCCUCACCAUAUACACUAUCUACCAUGCCGCAUCCUGUGCUGCGCUUGGCACGUGUUGACACCACUCAUCCAUGCCUUUACACACAACUACGACCCCACACCGCUUAGUGUACUGUCCACUCCCUACCACAACGUUCACAGCAAACGCCAGACCAACCCAUAGUGUGGUAUUCUUCCUCAUCACAAAAUUCACACCAUCUAUAAAUUCUACUCCGCAUAGUGUGAUAUAUUUCCUACGAGCAGGUUACUAUGUGAAGGUAGCCAACGAGAUCUUGUAGUUACCAAACACACAACUACACAACCUUGAACCCAACACGGACUUAACAUUAAACUCUAACGAAGUGAUCAAUGAAGUGGUGGGGGGGCGAGAUGACCGCCGUAAUUUGCAUAUAAAGAUUGUCUCGCAGAUCAAGUGGUGACAGCAGAGACACACAGAGGAGGAGAUAGUGAGAGAGACAGAGAGAAACCGGAGGAAAACAGAGACAGAGAGAAAAAAAACGGAGAAAUACAAUGACAGAGAGAGAAAUCGGAGAAAGACAGUGAGAGAGAGAGAGAGAAAUCUGAGAAAGACAGUGAGAGAGACAGCAACAAUUACACAGGACACAAAUGAAGGAUAUGUGACGUCACGGGGAGAACUUACAGUAAUCUAGAACCCGACAACAGAACCCCUCAGAACCACUCAGGUCUUAAUGUAAUAAAAAAAAACACACAAGUAUUCCACAAGAUCCAGUUAGAUGCACAAAAUACUACAUAAUUCUUUAAAACACGAGUUCACACUUUAAAACACCCAAAACACACUAAGAUAACUAAAUAAAUCCUAAAUAAAACAAACAAAACAUAAGAGAGAAAUACAUUAAAAACACCAUAAAAAAAACAGAAGUCACAAAGGAACAAAAGCAAAAAUUAAUAUAAAAGUCAAUAAAACAGGGAAAUCACACUAAAAAAAAAACACACACACACAAACCACGAAAAACCACCACAAAAACAAUAAAAAAAACACUACAACUACUUUUAGUGCCCCCCGCCUCCCCCCUCCUCCAAAGCACCUCACUCAAACGUUAAGAUGCUGUCGUCUCAGAGUACCCAGAUACCCGGAGUGAUAACGACGAUGGAGAGCUCCCUACUGGCGCCUCCGUGUCCUAUAGAGACUAACGGGGAUUGUGAGGGUAUUAGGUCCCUCCUGGCUCCUCCCUGCCCCAUGGAGGGAGGAGAGGAGUGUGCUGGAAGCGUUAACUGUACCAUGAUCUCUUCACAGCCCGGUGCUACUAUCGUCUCUCCUAUACUUCUCUGCCUCACUGGUGUCAUUGGUCAGGUGUGGGCGCUGUGUUAUCUGUACGGCAACACAAGACGGCAGAACACCCGCACCGUCUUCUAUGUCUUCCUCUGUACACUCAUCUGGACGGACUUCGUGGGCAAGAUAAUCACCACACCUCCUGCCAUCAUCUCCUACGCCUACGGUGCCUGGGUGGGCGGGAAGGCUAUGUGUGACUACCACGGGUUCUCCAUGGUGCUGGUGAGCAUGUUGACCCACUUCACCGUGUCUGCCAUGGCCGUCGAGAGGUUCCUGGGUAUCUGUCAGGGUUACUUCUACAGCAGGAACGUCACACCUACCCGCUGCAGGUACCUACUGGUGGGGAUCUGGGUCUUCUGUACAGCCUUCAGCCUCCUCCUGCUCUUCAACGUGGGUCAGGUGGUGCUUCAGUACCCUUACACCUGGUGCUUCACUAACAUCCACCUGUGUCCCUCCACCACCCCGCUCAGGUACCGCAUCUACACCACCACCUUGGGAGUCAUCCAUGUCACCCACCUUAUCAUCAUCGUCGUCUGCAAUGUCUUCGUUGUAGGGACGUUGUUGAAGAUGAGAUUGUCCCGUCAGCUGCCGCCAAGUCUGUGUCACCCUGAGCGCUCCCGAUCACACAACGACCACGAGUUACAGAUGGUGAUAGUGCUGGUCGUCAUUACCUGUGUGUUCGUCACCUCCUGGGCACCCCUCGACAUAAUCCUGGUUAUCAAUCAACUGUGGCCGCCUCAUACCACAAAUAAGGAUCACCUAUUGGAGCUGAUAGCCGUCCGCCUCGCCUCUCUCAACCAGAUCGUCGACCCCUGGGUGUACAUCAUCUGCAGGGUGGUGUUCCGGUCUCGAGCCUGGCGUUGCUGUCGCCUGGCGCUGAUGGGUCGGGGUUGGUCGAGGCGUGGGGGCGGAGAGGGGGGCAGCUCCACCUUCAACUUCGCCUCCAUCCUCCACCACAGGAAACUCUCCCGUACCCAGAGCCCUACCCGAGACCCCCAACAUCCCUCCGUCAAACUGAGAGCUGUGGAGGAAGUAGCCGCCAGACCACAGUCCUCCGGUAAGACCGCCCACCUCCCCUCCUUCCAGAAGUCCUACUACAGCGACUCAGGCACCGGGUCCUACUCAGGGGUGGAGGUUCCCCUCAUCGAAAGCCCUGAAGAACAGUCCCUGACCCCUGAGGUCCCAAAGAAGCCCAAGGGGUCGGCUCUGGAGCACUCCUUAGCCAAGAGCCUCUCAGUGGCCAUCCCCAUCCCGCUGUUUACAAGUGAGCAGUACCGUGUAGGAGGCAGCAGCAAGGAAUCCCCCUCCAGGUCACAGGAACAGUACCACCUGCUGGAGGGAAGUGACCCUAACAGCAUCCUACAGUCCCUCUCACGGCCUGUACACCGAGUGGCGUCCUCAGCCUCAGCACAGGACCAUACUAGCUCUCCCUUCCUAGUGAUACAUGGGAGUGACGUGGAGGUGGGGUUCCUGAGGAGUAACUCGUGGAGCUGUGUAGGUGCUCGUCGUGAGUGGCCGCAGUACCGCACCCAGAGCACCCAGACCCUCUCCGGCCAGCGUCCCGUCAGUAGCGACCUUCCACUGGAGCAGUUAUCAGUACCUGAACCUCACACCGCCGUCAGCGGUGACCUUCAGAAGCCGUCGUCAAGCUCCAACCUUCAGUGUCCCGUCAGUAGCGACCUUCGACUAGAGCCCCCGACAGUCUCUCUCACUCGUCAUUGUUCCACCAGUUGUAACUUGCCGGAGUCCUCAUUAGUCUAUGACCCACAACACCCGUCAGUCAGCAGUGACCUAAAGCCACGGUCCAUCACUCCGCUGCUGGAUUCAGUAAAGGGUAAGACACUACAAAAGGCAGACCCUGGGGUCAACUCGCCCCCCGGGACCUCACACUGAUCCAGGGAAUACUGACCUCCUUCUUAAAGGACUUUAAGAGAUGUUGUUAGGAUUUCCUCGUAAACAAGUUGGGACGUUCACUUCAGGUCUCCGGGUGAACCAAGGACACCCCGCUCUACCUCCAGGUCUAAGAAACUUUACUGGAAUUCACUGCUGGGAUACGAAGGAUACCCAGGGUAGAUCUCUCGCCACGACCCCCACAAGAUCCAGGGAGUCCUACUCGAGAGAACAGGAGAAAAUACGCGGAAGAAUUUCUACAUCAGGUUCCUCUUGAGGACUCCUUCUCCGACCCCAUGGUGACGAGGGUCCUUCCUUCUACCAAACUCUCAGGAUAUAAUGCAUUCUUGGAGUCCACAGAAGACGGGGGUGUUUAGAACGUCUACAAUAAGAGUCCUGCCACACAGUCAAGAGGUGACAGACGUCCUACACCUCCCGGCGACCCACGGAAGCCCUACAGUAUAUACCUCGACUCCACAACUCUCAUGCAUAGGAGAUAACUCGGAUGACCUCUCCAUCUAUAUAAUACUCUCUUCUUCUCCUCCGUUCCUCCUCCCAUUCUUCUUCUACCCUCUCCUACAUCCCCAGAGUACAGUGGUCAGCCUAACAGUAUAGUCUAGUACAUUAUAUAAGCUAAUAAUACCAUAGUGUGUAUUUGUUCAGUGGUGCAAUUCUGUAGUGGGUUAGUAGAGGUCAUUGUUGUUUUGCUGUGCGCUUUUAAUGUGCGCCUUUAAUGUGGGCCAUUUCUGUGAGGCAUUUAUGUGAGGCAUUUAUGUGAGGAAUUUAUGUGAGGUAUUUAUGUGAGGUAUUUCUGUGAGGUAUUUAUGUGAGGCAUUUCUGUGAGGUAUUUCUGUGGGGUAUUUCUGUGGGGCAUUUUUGUCAGCCAUGAGCCAUUUCUGUGAGCUAUUUCUGUGAGCCAUUUUUGUAAGCCAAUGUUGUGAGUCAUUUUUGUGAGCAGUUUCUGUGAGUCAUUUUUGUAAGCCAAUGUUGUGAGCCAUUUUUGUGAGCUGUUUCUGUGAGCCAUUUAUGUGUGCUAUUACUGAGCCAUUAGCUAUUUCUGUGAGCUAUAUCUGUGAGCCAUUUCUGAGCUAUGAGCUAUUUCUGUGAGACAUUUCUGUGAGCCAUGAACCAUUUUUUGAGCAAUUUCUGUGAGCCUCGAUGUGCAUAUAAAAAAACAAAUGUUCUUGAAAAAUGGUAAAACAUUAUUAUUUUUUGUGGAACUCAUAAUACAAUAACUAUCACUCAAACAAAAACAUAACAAAAACAGCCGCUAAUGUUUAUGUCUACGCCAAUGUUUAUAGGAUCUAAAUCAAUGUUUAUAUCUAUGUACAUUCGUCAUUAACGUAGUGUAACUUCUAUAUAACGGGGGUUUCACACAUCUAACGGACCCUCGAUAUAAUGGACUUUCCUCUCUCCCAAAGGUCUGUUAAAUAGAGGAUGACGGACAGCUUAUGACAGUGAUAAGGUCUAGGUCACGAUAAGAUCAAGUUGAAGGUCACAAUUACGAGAGAAAUUAAAGGUCAAAGGUCACACACACACACACACACAACAAAUACUGUGCCCUGACAUCACAACACGCAGCAACACAAGGCUCUCAGAUCACAGGAGGCUCUCACAACACCGUGUCGUAAGGUAUCAACACAAGGGUACAAAUAACACGCAGCAUAGUAGGGGUUCAAACAUCAGCGCUAUGUUAAAGAAACUCGUCAAGACAUAGUGAUGAUGGUGAGAGGACCGCCCGUGUGUGUUCUAGUCAAGCUGUAGCCUCACUUAUCAUUGAAUAUUGUUUAUUUUUGUAUCAUUAGUCGUUAAGAUAGGAAUUAUAGAUAAGAGUAUAGACAUUCUUAUUGACAAUCUUUUAGACAUUCUUCACUAACGAUAACUUAAGAAGAUAGCGAUAGAAAUUACUGAUGAAAGACAUGAUAGAGGCAUUUAUUAUUAUUAUAUAUUAAGGUGAUAAUAAAUACUACCAUGAUAUUAUUAAAGGUUGGUUUAUGUAAUAUUAGGUACUUUAAUUAUUUCUGGCUGCUCCCCCAUGUGUGUGUGUGUGUGUGUGUGUGUGUGUGUGUGUGUGUGUGUGUGUGUGUGUGCGUGUGUGUGUGU
Messenger RNA from Homarus americanus (American lobster), 5752 nucleotides. RefSeq lists its product as uncharacterized. The record is from RefSeq and is a predicted model, not a curated record. Bases 1532 to 3652 code for a protein of 706 amino acids. NCBI's taxonomy places the organism in Eukaryota, Metazoa, Arthropoda, Malacostraca, Decapoda, Nephropidae. Gene Ontology annotation, molecular function: G protein-coupled receptor activity. The transcript is spliced from 10 exons. Gene Ontology annotation, cellular component: plasma membrane. Gene Ontology annotation, biological process: inflammatory response; adenylate cyclase-activating G protein-coupled receptor signaling pathway; positive regulation of cytosolic calcium ion concentration.